UAUAUACUACCGCACUGCUCAUCAGCUGAUCUGAUUGGCUCCUGACAGCGCGAGCUCCUGACAGAUUUACCUCAGGAUCGCGGCUAGCUCGUUAGCCAUUAGCUUCAUAUAAACAUGCUGCGGAAGGAAUGUGAAGAUUUCCCCGACUUUGUAACAAACGGUGAUUAUAACUGUGAGUUUAUUGACGUACAGUGAGUUCAGUAGCAUACAGUAGAUUUAUAGCCAGGACACGACCUCCUGCUAGCUAGCUGACUGAAGCAGGUUGUGAGAGUAAAGCUAGUUAGGUGUUUCACCUGUCAGUCAGCACAGCUGUCCAUCAUGCUGUGUGUUAGCAGCUUAGCUCACCUGAGGAAACAUCUGCAGCCCAUGUGCACUUAUUAAAGUCUGAGGAGAAAGCGAGUGUGACGUGAAUCUAAACAAGUUCCACUUGGGAAUGUUGGAGGAAAUUCAGAGCAGGACGAGAAAAAAUAAAUCCCCAAACAACACAAGAGCAGCAGCAGCAGCAGCAGCAGCAGCAGACAGAAGGCGUUUGCGGCACCUGAGGAGCAUCGCGGCGAGGAACGUUGUGAACAGAAACCACUCUCCGCUACUGGACACAUAUUUCACACUGCAUCUGUGUUCAGACAAUCACAUCUCUAGAGAUUUUUACAAGAGCGAGGUGAUACAAGACUCUCUGAACCCGACAUGGCGCAGUUUGGACUUUGCUAUGCUGCCGGACAUGUUGGACACGUCUGUGUCGUGUUUUGUAGUCCGGAUUUGGGGAGGACGAGAAGAACAGUACCAACUGCUGAUCGAAUGGAAAGUGAACUUGGAUGGUCUGAGAUACACCGGCCCACAAAUCCGCUCUCGGUGUCCUAAUGAGAUCAUCUUUGGUCUGAAUGAUGGUUACUAUGCAGCAGAUAUGGAUCAGAAGGAGAACUCUGAGAGGAAGAAGAACUUGUUAUUGCAGGUGGACCAGAGCUCUGUGAGAAAUUCAUACAGUGUCUUCUCCCUGCUCAGUGAUUAUUCCUCAUAUCCCCAAGUUCCUCUCUCACCACAGAACAUAAAACUUCACACGGCUCAGAAGGCCAUAAAACAGACGCAGGUCACGGUCCAGAAAAUCGGGAAAGAGAUCGAGGAGAAGCUCAGAACCACAGCAGCUUGUACAGAACGGAAGAAGGAGCGUGAGUGUAUGCAGUUGCGUAUCGGUGUGUUACGGAGUGAGGUGGAGAGACAGAGGAAAGCUCUGCUGAGAGAGAAGGAGACACUGCAGAAAGAGACAGCACUACUUCAAAAGAAAGGGGAGGCAUACAGAUGUAAACAGCAGACUCUGGACUUGGAGCGAGACUCUCUCACUGAUCUACAAAAGGAAAGCACUGCUAAAAGAGAGCUGUUCCUGAAGUCCAGUGCACAGCUCACAUUCCGUUGUCGUCAGCUCCUCUCAGAACUUUCCUACAUCUACCCCAUUGAUACGAACAGUCAGUCUGAUUUUAUGAUCUGUGGUGUGAAACUUCCAAACUCUGAAGACUUUCAAGCAAAGGAUGAUGGGAGUGUGGCAGUUGCCCUUGGAUACACGGCGCACCUGGUGCUGAUGAUUUCCUGCUUCUUGCAGAUUCCGCUCAGGUAUCCCAUCAUGCACCGGGGCUCUCGCUCGUCCGUUCGAGACACCAUUACCGACAAGCUCAGCGAGAAGGAGAGGGAGUUCCCUCUUUAUCCACGAGGAGAGAGAUUCCACUUCGAGUACGGUGUUUACCUGCUGAACAAGAACAUUGCUCAGUUGCGGUACCAGCACGGUCUCUCCACACCGGAUCUGCGCCAGACUUUACCCAACCUCAAGAACUUCCUAGAACACGGGCUGCUGGUCAGAUGUGAUCGUCAUCAGGUGUCCAGCUCAAUCCCAGUCCCUGUUAGAUCCCAUUUGAGCGUCACGCAGGUCGCUUCUGCCGUCUCUCCGGAAGCGGACAAAAAGAAGCGCAGGUCAUAUAAACUCUACGACCCGGUCGUGACCCCUCUCCCUGAAGCCACAGCGAACCAGGAAGCUUCACCUUACUGUCUGGAUGUCAGCAUGGAGUUGGAGAAGACGCUCAGCGAGACGGACGGCCAAGCCGAAGCUGCAGGAACGUCGACACCGGAGCCGAAUCCCCGACAAUACGAUCCGGACGUGAAGAAGAUUCCGGAGAGAGAUCUGGAACUGUUUGAGGUCCCGAGAGAGUCGGAAUGCGUGGAGGAAAAUCUGCAGCACCAGGGUGCCAUGAACGGGUCUGCGGGCGUCCCGGCCGGGGCGGAGGUGUGCUGCUCCGUGGAACAGGCGGAGGAGAUCAUGGGGACGGAGGCGACGGGGUUGGGGUUAGGAUCACGAAUGGAGGAUUUCCCCUGUAUCCCUGUGGAACACGCCGUGGCCGUAGAGAGUGACGAUCAGGUUCUCGGAGAACUGGAGAACUUUGAGGAGUUCUCAAAACGCAUCUGCGCUCUAAACGAGAAACCGUCCUGCUUCAGACGGCCACGCAAAAACUCUGAUAAAUAACCAGAGGUCAAGGGUCACCAGGUAGGCCUUUACCUUCACAUCUGACUGCAUUGAACAGACAUUACACACAGAGGUAUAUUAUUAUUAUUAUUAUUAGGAAAUAUCUGGAAUAUUUGCACUCUUAACCCUUUCAAAUAAAAAUAAAGAGAAUGUGGUUCAAA
This is a messenger RNA of Tachysurus fulvidraco (yellow catfish), 2664 nucleotides long. RefSeq names its product UV radiation resistance associated gene (gene uvrag). Gene Ontology annotation, molecular function: SNARE binding. The record is from RefSeq and is a predicted model, not a curated record. The coding region runs from base 434 to 2503 and encodes 689 amino acids. The transcript has 17 exons. Gene Ontology annotation, cellular component: endosome; lytic vacuole. Gene Ontology annotation, biological process: SNARE complex assembly. NCBI's taxonomy places the organism in Eukaryota, Metazoa, Chordata, Actinopteri, Siluriformes, Bagridae.